Molecule: messenger RNA, 5896 nt
Organism: Grus americana (Whooping crane)
Lineage: Eukaryota; Metazoa; Chordata; Aves; Gruiformes; Gruidae
Gene: RIGI
Product: RNA sensor RIG-I
Exons: 18
Coding region: 209-2995 (928 amino acids)
Cellular component (GO): cytoplasm
Molecular function (GO): double-stranded RNA binding; single-stranded RNA binding; zinc ion binding
Source: RefSeq, a predicted model, not a curated record
CGGCUGCGUUUAGUUUCAAUUCUUCCGCUGGCCUGAAGUUUCUUUUUCUCGUCCGCUCCCUGUCCGUGGGGAGCCUCCUCUCGCUCUCCGCCGGCUCUCCUGGUGCCAGGGCAGGGGUCGGGCUUCGCGGCCCCGCCGCCCCGCACGGAGCUGUAGCCGGGACCGGGACGGGUGCCGCCGCCGCCGGCGGUGCGAAGCCGGCCUUGCCAUGACGGCGGAGGAGAAGAAGAGCCUGCAGUGCUACAGGCGGUACAUCGAGAAGAGCCUGAACCCCGUCUACAUCCUAAGCAACAUGACGGACUGGCUGUCCGACGAGGUGAAGGAGAGAGUCCGGAAGGAGGAGGAGAAGGGGGUGACGGCGGCCGCCGCGCUGUUUGUGGAUACCAUCCUGGAGCUGGAGGCGGAGGGCUGGCUGCGGGGCUUCCUGAACGCCCUGGUUGCAGCAGGUUACACUGGACUGGCAGAAGCAAUUGAAAACUGGGACUUCAGCAAACUGGAAAAACUGGAACUGUACAGACAGCUGUUGAAGCGGAUUGAAGCAACAAUGCUAGAAGUUGAUCCGGUAGCACUCAUGCCCUACAUAAACACGUGCCUGAUAGAAAGGGAGUGUGAUGAGAUCCUGCAGAUUAGCGAAUACAGAAGCAAAGCAGCCGGGAUAACUAAGCUCAUUGAAUGUCUCUGUCGAUCGGAUAAGGAAAACUGGCCAAAAAGCCUUCAGCUGGCACUAAAUAACACAGGAUAUUACAAUGCAAGUGAACUGUGGGAUAUGAGAGAAGGAAACGGCAAAGAUGUUGAUGGUGAAGUGACAGAUGCCUCUGAGAACAGCUUUGAAACCAUGAUAACAUUUUCUGAAGAAGCAGAACCUGAUAAUAAUCUCAGUGAAAAUCUCUGUUCAGCUUCAGAAGGAAUCUAUCAGCCUUCACCUGUUUAUGAACCAAAGAAGGCUCGGAGCUACCAGAUUGAACUUGCGCAGCCUGCUAUCGAUGGGAAAAACACAUUGAUAUGUGCACCCACAGGAUCUGGAAAAACUUUUGUGGCAGUUAUGAUUUGUGAACAUCAUUUCCAAAACAUGCCCACAGGACGAAAGGCAAAAGUUGUUUUUCUUGCAACUAAAGUGCCAGUGUACCAACAACAGAAAAACGUAUUCAAGCAGCAUUUUGAAAGAAGUGGAUAUUCUGUUCAAGGAAUUAGUGGUGAAACAGUUGCAAAUGUCUCUGUAGAAAAGGUUAUACAGAACAGUGACAUUGUUGUGCUGACGCCCCAGAUUCUUGUGAAUAGCAUUGAGGAAGGGAUCCUUAGCUCCCUCUCCAUCUUCACUCUGAUGAUAUUUGAUGAGUGCCACAACACUACAGGCAACCACCCUUACAGUGUGUUAAUGACCAGAUACCUGCAACAAAAAUUUGACUCCUCUGCAAACCAGCUGCCUCAGAUUGUAGGUUUAACUGCUUCUGUUGGAGUUGGUAAUGCCAAGAGCAUCAAGGAAACAAUAGAGCACAUCUGCACCCUCUGCUCCUACCUUGACAUACAGGCCAUAUCCACUGUCAGAGAGAACAAAGAGGAUCUGCAGAGAUUCGGAAACAAGCCAGAAAUGUAUGUCAGAUGGGUUAAAAUGCGAGUUCAGAAUCACUUUGCAGACAUUAUCUCAGGUCUGAUGUCUGAGACAGAGGAGUUGAUGAGGAAGAUUUACUCAGUGGAUAAUAUCUCUCAAAUCAACAAGAAUGAUUUUGGAACACAGAAAUAUGAGCACUGGAUAGUUGCCACUCAGAAAAAAUGCAGACUGUUGCAACUGGCAGAUAAAGAGAAGGAGAGCAGCAUUUGUAGAGACCUUUUCAUUUGCACUGAACACCUGCGGAAAUUCAACGAUGCUCUCAUCAUCAGUGAGGAUGCCCGCAUCGAAGAUGCUUUAUUCUACCUAACUGAAUUUUUCAUAAAUGUCAAAAACGGACCAUAUACGGAGUUAGAGAAGCAACUGACAGCCAAAUUUCAAGAGAAAGAACCAGAACUGAUUGCCCUUUCAAAAGAUGAAUCAAAUGAGAAUCCCAAGCUGGAAGAGCUUGCCUGCAUCCUGGAUGAAGCAUAUCGCUAUAACCCACAGACUCGCACUCUCCUCUUUGCUAAGACAAGAGCCUUAGUAGCUGCUCUCAAGAAGUGGAUAGAAGCAAACCCUCUACUUAACCACAUAAAACCGGGUGUGUUGAUGGGUCGUGGAAGAAGAGAUCAAAAAACAGGUAUGACCCUCCCGAUGCAGAAGGGUGUACUGGAUGCAUUCAAAACCAACAAAGACAGCAGACUGCUAAUUGCUACAUCUGUUGCUGAUGAAGGCAUUGAUAUUUCUGAGUGCAACCUUGUUGUGCUCUAUGAAUACUUCGGUAAUGUCACCAAAAUGAUCCAAGUGAGAGGUCGUGGAAGGGCAAGAGACAGCAAGUGCAUCCUUGUGACAAACAAAAAAGAAGUGGUUGACAAUGAGAAACAGAACCAUUAUAAGGAAGAAAUGAUGAAUGAAGCUAUUGAAGAGCUACAGAAUUGGGAUGAAACAACAUUUGCAAGAAAGAUACAUGACCUGCAAAUGAAGGAAAAGGUAUUAAGAGAUUCCAGGAAGAAAGACACAAGAUGUAAGGCAGUGGAAGGAAAAAAAAAUCUUCUCUGUGGAAAAUGCAAAGCAUAUGCCUGCAGUACAGAUGACAUCAGAGUUAUAAAGGAAUCUCAUCACACUGUCCUAGGAGAUGCGUUCAAGGAGCGUUAUAUAACAAAGCCUCACCAGAAACCAGUCCGGUUUGACUGUUUUGAGAAAAAAAGCAAGAUGCAUUGCCAAAAUACUAAUUGCCAGCAUGACUGGGGAAUCAUAGUAAAGUACAAGACAUUUGAUGAUCUACCGGUGAUCAAAAUCAAAAGCUUCGUAGUAGAGAAUGCUGAAACUGGGGCACAAAUGGAUUUUCAGAAAUGGAAAGAUAUUAAUUUUUCAUUGAAGAAUUUUGAUGAAGAAACAUCCAGCUGAACUCAGCAUUUUAGUGCAUCUAUCACCCUACUGCACUAAGUUGAAAUAGUGGAUGACCUAUUUCCAUGUAUAAAAAGUUCUUUAUGCUGUCCAAUAUGCUUAGGCCCCUCAUCAGAAUCUGGCUAGAUUUAAAAAAGGCUAAUAUGGUCACUAAAAAAAGAAAGUGCUAUUUAAUGAAAUGUUGUUUCACUACAAGUUUUAAUAUAAGCAUGCACAAACAUGUGCCUAACCAUCUAGAUCUUAAUCCUUGCUACUAUGAAGAAGUUGGUCUGAAGAAAACAAAAUCUAGUGACUGACUAAACAUCUAAUUUUAGGUGACGGGUCACAACUUCAAGCAUUUCUGUGUGAAUCAGAAUCUUCUUUGUUACUGGUAACUUCUGGUUGGAUUGUAUCUCCAUACAGAUGACAUGGCUUAUGCAUACUGACACUGUAAGCCCUACCAUAGCUACAUUUAAAGCUUUUUAAAAAUUACUUUUAAUGCUUUAGGCAUUUUGGUCUAUAGAAAAUAAACAGAAAAUGUCCAGUAACUUUUCUGUAAGGAUGAUAUUGCAUCUUUUAAAUCCAUCUUUAAUAGAGAAUGCUUCUGUACCAGUCUGAGAAAAACAGUAGGGCUUCACAGAGCCCUCUUGGAGGAGGCAUCUUCUAGAUUAAAAUGGUAGCACUGUUCUCUUCUAUCACUGCAUGUUCAUCAAGUUGCUGUUGCUGAAGUUGCAGAAUGGUCACCUUUCUAUGCGUUGCUUAAAUGAACAAGACCCAAGGGGGACAAAGCAGUGCCCUGUAAGAUGGGUGAAGACUUAAUUUAGAUGGUGAUUAGCAUUUACCCUGAUGUCCUGUCUUAUAAAUUGGUAUCUGAAGUCUCUUAAGACACUAAUUCUACAGCGUUCCUCUCAGAGCUGAUCUACACUUGCAACAAAAUCUAGACAUUAGUGUAAGUCCACCCUCCUCACCCAGAUCCCAGACUUCUCUCAGAAAAACAGAAAUUGCUACAGACACAGUUAUGAAACAUUGUUAAAGUUGUACACUUGAAAGCACUUGCUGAUUCUACAUAUCUUCAGUGAGCUCAAUCUUCAAUACAUCUGGAACCAAGAUCAAAUAUAUCUUCAAGUUCACUUUAUGCAUUUGAUAGUGUAGUAGGAAGUAUAUUUAGAAAAAUUGUGUCUUGAAACACCUGAACUGUGAAGAGAACAAACCACCUUGAACAGGAACCUGACUCACAGUCCAAAAAUUAAAUUACCUAAACCCUAGUCAAUGAGACUUGUGCUUUUUUAAACAGUGUUAAGUGGCAUUAAAAGCAAAGCAACUUUUUAAGCACUGCUUCAUGUUCCAUUCCAGUCCAUGCUUUUUACUGUGAAAGCUGUAUGCACUGUACAGGAAGACUGAGUCUCAGUCCUACAGUAACUUUGUGCUUGGAUUUUUACCUAGUCAACUUGCUGUUUAUAGCUGUUUCCAAAAAGGAAUAAUGGAUAAAGAUGAUUUAAGGUUGGAUAAUGCCUUCCCUCCAAAAAUAGUAGGAACAAAGAUUCUAAAAAAGGCUGGUCUAGCACAUUCAAAUUAAAAGUACAUGGAAAAUCACAGUCCUUGAGUAUCAGUUUGCUGCAUGAAAGGGUCAUCUACUUUGUGACUCUUGGCAUAAAAAAUAAUCAGUCUUAAGUUUCAGAGCUUAUAAUAGUAACUACUGGGAAGUCAGGGGAUGUAAGGAGUUUUAGUCUUUUCCUAGUGUUUAAACACAAGGAUUGCAGACUAUAACAACUCCACAGUUCAGCCUAAAUGAGUGUAAUAAAGGUUGGUGAGGUAACACAUGUUAAAGAAUUCAACUUGAUGCAACAAGCCGUGCCAUCUUCAGUACACAGUGGAGAUGAGAGGGUGGGGAAGAACACCAGCAUGCUACUUGGCCUUUGAGAACAUCUGAAAUUCUUUUGCAAUUGAGCAUUAUUUGCUAAUAAAUAAGCAACUUUGGGUUCAAGAUUAGGACUUAUUAGUGGCUCUCUAUUAAGAUGUUUCACAGAAUGGCUCAGGUUGGGAGGGACCUUUAGAGGUCAUCUUGUCACCUACAGCAGUUUGCCCAGGACCAGCAUCUGAACAUCUCCAAGGAUGGAGACACCACAACCUCUCUGCGUAAUCUCUUCAAGGCAGUGCUUGGUCAUCCUUACAGUAAAAAAGUGUUUCCUGAUGUUCAGAGGGAACCUCCUGUGUUUCAGUUUGUGCCCAUUGCUUCUUGCCCUGUCACUGGCCACCACUGGAAAGAGCCUUCCAUUCAGAUAUUUGUAUACAAACAGCAGAGAUGUCCCUGAGCCUUCUCUUCACCAGGCUAAACAGUCAUGGCUCUCUCUGCUUAUCCUCAUGAGAGGUGCUCCAGAUUCUGCAACAUCUUAGUGGGCCUCUGCUGGAUUCACUAGAGGAGCUCUGUUUGUUGUAAUCAAGCAAGAAUAGCCUGUUGCAGGUACAGUGCAAUCUCUAUCCCCUCCUUAAGCCUCUUGACUUCUUUCAGAAGUACUUUCAUUGUUUUUUUUCCAGAUAAAGCUGGAGCUGACCACUAAAAAUAUACUAGGAGAUUACUUUGAAAGAAUUUCACCACUAUGUUGAUUGUCGUGGCAGUUGCUCUAAAUACAGUUAAGAGUGAGAAUUAGUACUAUAACCUUGUUUAUCUCCGAGUAAGAGGAUAUUUAUUAUCACUGUAAACAGAUUUAUGUGGUACUGUGGAUUGGGCAGUUAGUGAAUGCGUUAGUGUAACUGGUUGCUAAAUGCCAUAAAAAUUGCCAACAAGGAUCUUGAAAUUGUGGUAGAUUCCCUCUGUUCUGUGUCCUCAAGAAGACAAAUACAUCACAGCAGUAUUCUGUUGGGUUGCAGAAGACUGCCAGUAUCCAGUAGUACUUGUAUUCAUCCUGUUUCACGCAGAUUAUU